CGCAGAAAUAUGAUCAGGCGUCUCGGAGCCACCCUGAAAGGGGGCCUUCGGACCGGUCAUGCGGGAAGACAGUUGGCGUAGUUGCCGGGCAACCACCGUGGUGGGGAGAAGAACGCGCUGAGCUGUCUUCCGGUUCUAGCAUAUCAGGGAUCCCCAAAGAAAACAAGGGGACCAACGCCAGGGUCGCGAGGGUGAGGGACUGGAGGCUGAGUAAUAGGAAAGGAAGAGCUGUUCUAUUCAUUCGAUGACAGGAAAGGCCUCAGAACUGGAUAGAAAGCCACACAAGGUGUCGGGCUUAUAGUCUCAGCUACUUAGGAGGCUAAACCAGGAAGAUAAAAAAAACAAACAACAACAGCAACAAAAACCUGGCCAGGAACGGGAUACCUAGAUUCAGUUGCUGACCAACCCAACUCCCUUCUCAGCAUUCAGCUUCUCCACGUCGAGGUGGGGGUCAAGGUGGUCAUGGGGUUGAUUGUAGACCUCCUGCUUUCCUGCUCUAGUGCUGUUCCUGGGUGAACCACAAAAUCUAGCUCAACUUACCAGGAAUGUGAAGCUCAGGAAGGUCUCACAAGUAAAUGCCAGAGCCCAGACUGGAACCCAUCUGGAAGAUUUUCUUGUAGAAAAGGACAGUUAGACUCUGCCCUGAGACUACAAAAGUACAACGGCAGAACUAAAGACUUUUCCCAUGUACUUAGACAUCUGUGCCUCCAGCCUUGGGUUGGACAGAGAGAUUUGGGGAUGGAGAUUAUUGAGCUCCUUCUUCUGAUACUUCAGUUUCCUGUUCAUUCAUUGCUUCUGGAACAGGCCAUGGAAAGGAAUGAUGUUAUUGACUUCAAAGCUUUGGAGAAAGAGCUGCAGGAUGCGCUCGCUGCUGAUGAGAAGUACAAACGAGAGAAUGCUGCCAAGCUACGGGCAGUGGAACAGAGGGUGCCUUCCUAUGAGGAGUUCAGGAGUAUUGUCCUUGCAUCACAUCUGAAGCCUCUGGAGCGGAAGGACAAGAUGGGAGGAAAGAGAACUGUGCCCUGGAAUUGUCACUCUACUCAAGGGCAGCCUUCCCAAGAUGUGGCCACCGAAAUCUCCCAGGAGAAAGUCCUCUUCCAGCCUGAGACCUCAGCAGAAUUCUACCGAGAUUGGCGACGACACUUGCAGAGUGGACCAGAGCGCUACCAGGCCCUGCUGCAGCUUGGAGGUCCCAAACUGGGUCACCUCUUCCAGACAGAUGUGGGGUUUGGACUUCUAGGGGAGCUGCUCAUGAUACUGAAUGAUCAUGUGAGGCCAGCUGAUAGGAUGACAGUGCUGGGGGUCCUUCGCAGCCUGGCCGGCACGGGACGCUUUACCCUGAACCUGAGCCUCCUGAGCCAUGCUGAGCAAGAGGGUUGCCGAGGCUUGUUUCAGAAGCUGCAGGCCAUGGCUACCCCCAGAUCUUUGCAGGAGGGGGGCUGUCCAGACAAACAGGUUGUGGAGGAACAAGAUGGUGGGCUCCAGGAGGAGGAGGGGCUCCUGCAGGAGCUAUUAGAGCUGUACCAGAUUCACUGAUAGGACUGGCUGCCCUCAGAGUCCCUCUCAGAAGACCACCCUGACCUGCUUUCCUGAUGUUUGACAGUGCUGCCUCCCUGGCUGACGUGAGCUUCAAUGAUCAUCAGAGACAUUUUUUUGGUGGUUGUCUUGGGGUUUCUGCAGGACUAUAAUGAGAAACCCACAUCUACUUCUCUUCUCAGCUUGGAAUUUUCAGAGAAAAAACUUGAAUCAAGUCUCUCUAACUUUUCCAGUCACUGUAUCUAUCUUUUGAACUGUGUGAAUCCACAGGACAGAAAAGGGUCCAGGAGGUUGAAAUCAGUUUUGCUUCCCACCCUUUUUGAGUCUAACCCACUGGCCAUGAGAGAUGGAUGUGUUUCCAACCAAAUUCGGGUGAUACCAGGUACAGCCUCCACUCAGAAAAAGAAAAAAGCAAACUUGUUAAUCUUUCAUGGCAAAUAAACACUGAUACUCAUAAUUCUUUAA
Messenger RNA from Ictidomys tridecemlineatus (thirteen-lined ground squirrel), 2001 nucleotides. NCBI's taxonomy places the organism in Eukaryota, Metazoa, Chordata, Mammalia, Rodentia, Sciuridae. The record is from RefSeq and is a predicted model, not a curated record.